Epinephelus fuscoguttatus (brown-marbled grouper) is the source of this 558-nucleotide messenger RNA. RefSeq names its product zinc finger and SCAN domain-containing protein 20-like. Bases 1 to 558 code for a protein of 185 amino acids. NCBI's taxonomy places the organism in Eukaryota, Metazoa, Chordata, Actinopteri, Perciformes, Serranidae. The record is from RefSeq and is a predicted model, not a curated record. The transcript has 3 exons.
AUGGAGGACAGCAUGGAUGCAGGCGGCCAGUGGAGAGAUAGUGAGGUUUUAGACCUCAUAGGUAUUUGGGGGGACACCUCGGUCCAAGCAAAACUUGAAGGUUCUUACCGUAACAGGUCUGUUUUUGAAGAAAUUUCUAAAGAAAUGUCCAAACGGGGCCAUAGAAGGACCUGGUUGCAGUGCCAGCGCAAAGUGAAAAGCCUGAAGGCUAAAUAUAAAGAGGCUAAAGAUUCAAACCAACGUAGCGGCCGUGGUCGUGCCACUUGCCCGUUUUAUGAAGAGCUCGAACGUAUUUUAGGAGACAAGCCGAGCGUUCAGCCACUGGAACUGCUAGAUAGCUCUGUGGCUGUAACCGAAGACGAGCCUGAAACUCCAGAGAGUGAAACAAGUUCAGCUGGCACAGACGCCGACACAGGAGAGUCACUCCUCUCUACAUCCUGUGUGUCUGGUGACGCCUCAUCACCUCAGCAGAGUACAGAGACCUGUGAGAAGGCCACAGCAGCCACCAAGUCAUCUGAAAGUUUCAGCACACCCACCAUUCAGCAGACCUUCAGGUGA